AUGUUACUUUUGAUGAUAUUAAACCUCGAUUGCUCGGUGAGUUCUUUCAGUCGUUGUGGCCUUGCUUUGGGCUAUCUGCUUAUAUAUCCCAAUUGCCUAGGACACUGGGGAACAUGCCCCGGAUUGAUCUUGGUUUAUUCUCAUUUGAACUACCUCAUCAAAACCAUGGAUCUCGACAUGCUAUUAGUUGUCGGUCCAGGCCACGGCGCGCCGGCCAUCCUGGCUGCGCUUUGGCUCGAGGGCUCGCUGGAGAAAUUCUAUCCACAUUACUCGCGAGACAGCGCUGGUCUUCACCGGCUGAUUUCAACUUUCAGCACCACUGCUGGACUACCAAGGUGUGGAGAGCUGGGCUAUGCCCUAGCCGUGUCUUUUGGCGCCGCAAUGGAUAACCCUGAUCUAAUUGUCCCCUGUAUUGUUGGUGACGGCGAAGCCGAAACUGGACCGACUGCCACGUCCUGGCAUGCCAUCAAGUACCUUGAUCCCAAAGAAUCUGGUGCUGUCCUGCCGAUUCUGCAUGUAAAUGGCUUUAAAAUCAGCGAGCGCACGAUAUUCGGUUGCAUGGACAACAAAGAACUGUUAGCCCUCUUCAGUGGAUACGGGUACCAAGUUCGCAUUGUGGAGAAUCUCAAUGAUAUCGACACUGACCUCCACUGUUCAAUGGUCUGGGCUGUGGAGGAGAUCCGCAAGAUUCAAAAAGCAGCACGUUCUGGGAAGCCAAUUCUUAAGCCGAGAUGGCCGAUGCUAAUUUUGCGGACUCCGAAGGGAUGGUCUGGACCCAAGCAGCUUCAUGGACAGUUCAUCGAGGGCUCUUUUCACUCCCACCAGGUCCCCCUGCCCAAGGCUAAGACCGACAAGGAGGAGCUAGGCUUGUUGAAUAAAUGGUUGUCCGACUACAAGCCAGCGGAGCUGUUCACAGAGAAAGGCGACAUCAUCGACGAAAUCAAAUCGGUGAUCCCUACAGAGAACGACAAGAAACUUGGUCAGCGCGCCGAAAGUUACAGAAAUUAUAUUGCGCCCAACCUUCCAGACUGGAAGAAAUUUGCCGUGCAAAAGGGCACCGCCCAGAGCGCGAUGAAGGUGGUUGGAAGACUGAUCGACAAGGUCUUCGUAGAGAACCCGCAUAGCGUGCGGCUGUUCUCCCCUGACGAGCUGGAGAGCAACAAGCUCGACACCGUGUUUGAAAACACCACUCGUAACUUCCAGUGGGAUGAGUUUGCCAACGCGCGUGGUGGCCGUGUCAUUGAAGUCCUCAGCGAGCAUAUGUGCCAGGGCUUCCUGCAAGGAUAUACCCUCACUGGCCGCGUGGGCAUAUUCCCGUCGUACGAGAGUUUCUUGGGGAUUAUCCACACGAUGAUGGUGCAGUAUUCCAAGUUCAUCAAGAUGGCGCGAGAAACGAACUGGCACUCGGAUGUUAGCAGCAUCAACUACAUCGAGACCAGCACCUGGACCCGCCAGGAGCAUAACGGGUUCUCUCAUCAGAACCCAUCCUUCAUCGGUUCGGUGCUGAAGCUCAAACCCACGGCGGCACGCGUCUAUCUGCCACCAGAUGCGAACACCUUCGUGACAACGCUGCACCACUGCUUGAAGUCGAAGAACUACGUCAAUCUGAUGGUAGGCUCGAAGCAGCCAACCCCGGUCUACCUGUCAGCCGACGAAGCAGAGAACCAUUGCCGGGCUGGAGCAUCGACCUGGAAGUUCUGCAGCACCGAUGAAGGACUGGACCCGGACGUGGUAUUGGUGGGCAUUGGCGUUGAGGUGAUGUUCGAGGUGAUUGAAGCCGCCGCGAUUCUGCGAAAGCGGGCGCCGGAGCUGCGCGUGCGUGUGGUCAAUGUCACGGACUUGAUGAUCCUCGAGAACGAGGGCUUGCACCCGCACGCUCUCUCACUGUCCGCCUUUGACAACCUCUUCACGGACGAUAAACCCAUCCACUUCAACUACCAUGGCUACCCGACCGAGCUGCAGGGCUUGCUCUUUGGUCGCCCGCGACUCGACCGCAUCUCAAUUGCUGGCUAUAUCGAGGAGGGCAGCACCACUACCCCUUUCGACAUGAUGCUCGUGAACCGUACCUCACGCUUUCAUGUUGCCCAGAUGGCUUUGGAUGGUGCUGCUAAGCGCAACGAGAAAGUGCGCAUCCGUCAGCAAGAGCUGCAUACCGAGUUGGGGCAUAAUAUCGUCGAGACGAGGAAGUAUAUCCUCGCGAACCACAAAGAUCCCGAUGACAUGUACGACAUGCCCAAGUUUACGUAA
Messenger RNA from Penicillium lagena, 2247 nucleotides. Its product is annotated as putative phosphoketolase. The coding region runs from base 1 to 2247 and encodes 748 amino acids. Gene Ontology annotation, biological process: carbohydrate metabolic process. The record is from RefSeq and is a predicted model, not a curated record. Lineage: Eukaryota; Fungi; Ascomycota; Eurotiomycetes; Eurotiales; Aspergillaceae. Gene Ontology annotation, molecular function: aldehyde-lyase activity. The transcript has 6 exons.